This is a messenger RNA of Puntigrus tetrazona (Sumatra barb), 1643 nucleotides long. Its product is annotated as coiled-coil domain-containing protein 157-like. NCBI's taxonomy places the organism in Eukaryota, Metazoa, Chordata, Actinopteri, Cypriniformes, Cyprinidae. The coding region runs from base 129 to 1643 and encodes 504 amino acids. The record is from RefSeq and is a predicted model, not a curated record. The transcript is spliced from 7 exons.
GAUGGUAAAGACAAAGCACACAACACUUAAUAAACGCCUAUCCAAAACCAUCCUCGCAUUUCUUUCAGAGAAAAAGUAAUGGACAGCCACCUCCAACUCAUUCCGGAACAGCAGCGAAAACUCCUUCCAUGACCAGCAUCCGUGAAACCAGCACAAAUAGCUCAGCUUCAACUCCCCAACACGAGAGAGUGUCCGCCGCAGGCUCCUGCGUGUCUGCUCACACCGUAGGCUGUCAGACCGUAGAGUCCGCCCUGCUGCCCUGUGAGGCCUGCGCUUGCGUUCAGGCGGUCAUGAAGGAGAGCAGUGACGCUCUAGUGUCUUUGUGCCAGUCUCUGGGUUUGCCUUGCUCCAUGCAGGGCUUCCUGGAAGCUGUGGAGGAAACGCAGCAGCUGGGCCGCUUGUCUGCGUGUGAUAUUUCCCAAUGGGCAAGUGAGCAGCGUAGAGAUUUGAGCCGCGUGGGAAAACACGUCCUCGAGGUGAGAGAAACUGUUGAGCCGCUGAAAAAGAAGCUGAAAGAGACAGAGAGUGAGAGAGAGAGGCUGAGAAAACAGCUGUCAGAGAUGGCCAAAAGAGAAAAGGAGGAUAGGAGGAAGACGGAGGAGGAGUGGGAGCGCAGAAUGCAGGAGGUGAAAUCCAAGGGAGAGGAAGCAGAAAGGAGGCUGAAAGAGGAGAAGGAGGAUUUAAAGAAAGGCGUGACAUUGUUAGCAGACCGAAAUUCUGAACUCAUGGCAGAAGUGAAUUCGCAAACAGAAGUAAAACAGAGUCUUGAAUUUGAGAGGACUGCACUACAGGAGGAAGUUCAUCGUCUGCAUUCACUAGAGACCGCGUUAAGAGAGGAAGAGGAGAGCAGGCAAAACCUGGAGAAGGAGCUCAGAAGUACACAGACUCUGCUGAGCAAAGAGAGUGCCAAGAGCCACAGUCUUCAACGCCAACAUGAGGCGCUUCAAGUGAAACAGGCAGCUCUGCGUAAGCAUCUGGACGUGCUGGUUCAGCAGACUGAAGAUCUGCAUAGCAGUCUGGAAGAAUGUGAGGAUGAAAAAAACGAUCUUGCCAACAAACUCACACAGAUCAUUCAAGAAAAAGAUGCACUUCAGGAGCAACUUACACAGCAGCAGUCCCAGUGUAGUUUGCUGAGUACUGAGAAACAGAAGAAGCAGACACAGAUCACAGAACUGGAGGAGAGAGCGUCUCGACUGAAAGAGAUGCUUGAAGAAGCCACCCAGAGAGAGAGGUUACUGGUGGCCUUUCCUGAGCUCAACCCACAAGCAGCACCCCAGACUACAGGUGAUGUGAUGUGUGAUAUGGAGCAGCAGCUGAAGGCAAACUCAUUGAGGAUCAGGAUCCUGCAGCAGGAGAACAGCACCCUGAGUAACAGUCUAGAAAGACUGAGGGACAAAGAGGAGAAACAAAGGUCUUCAGAUUCUGGGAUAACGGAGAUGGACAGAAGCGGUGAAGCUCCAGCGAUGGGAACCUCGGACAACUCUAGCACCCCGUCAACCGCCUGCUCUCGCUCCUCCCCUUCAUCCGCUCUUCAUCACCAGACUCUCCGCCUCUCUCUGCAUCAAGAUGUGGAAGAAAGGUACAUGAACAUCCGCAGCACUGCUCGCAGCCGGUCUGCAGGCACACGUCGCAGAAGGAAAUGA